Molecule: messenger RNA, 2187 nt
Organism: Gymnogyps californianus (California condor)
Lineage: Eukaryota; Metazoa; Chordata; Aves; Accipitriformes; Cathartidae
Gene: ENTREP1
Product: endosomal transmembrane epsin interactor 1
Exons: 11
Coding region: 1-1734 (577 amino acids)
Cellular component (GO): membrane
Source: RefSeq, a predicted model, not a curated record
AUGUCCCUGCCGGUGGUGCUGCCGGGCUCCUGCUGCUCCGUCCCGCGGCUCGGCCCGCUACCCCAGGCAGCGGCGGCCACCACCGCCGGCACGGCGGCGUCGGCGGGCUCGCUGUCCGCCGCGGCCGCCGACCCCUCGCUGCCGCCCCUCCGCUCGCCGCAAGGCUGCGACCCGCUCCCCGCCGACGGCUCCGCCGCGCCGGCCCCGGCCCCCAGCUUGGUGCUGGCCCGACCGCUGCUGUCGCUGGGGCUGCUGCAGGUCGUCCUGGGCUGCUCUCUCGUGGCGCUGAACUUCGGGGCGCUGUCGCUGAGCAGCGCCUCGCCGGUGAAGAACUCCUAUCCCUUCUGGGCCGGCUCCUCGGUAAUCUUAUGUGGAAUCUUAGGCAUAAUGACAUGGAAGAGACCGAUGAUGCUUUUGGCUAACCUAUUUGUUCUGCUGUCUAUCAUCUGUGUUCUGCUGAACCUGGCUGGAUUUAUAUUAGGAUGUCAAGGCGUUCAGUUUGUGUCCGGUGUACCCAGAUGCGAUUUGGUGGAUAUGGGUGAAAACAAGAUUUGUUUCUGCUGUGAAGAAUUUCAUCUCGCUAAAUGCACAGAAGAAGAGGCUGCACUGACGCUAUACCACAUGAAGUCAUGUAGUGCUGGUCACCACCUUCUCAAGAAAGCUCUCUUUGCUCUUUGUGCCCUGAAUGCUCUCACCAUCACAGUUUGCAUGGUAGCAGCUGCCCUGCGUUACUUACGGAUUUUUGCAACAAGAAGAUCCUGCAUAGAUGAAUCUCAUAUUGAAGACCAAGAUCAAGUUUUGGAUCCUGAUGAUUUUGUCCCACCUGUGCCGCCUCCCUCCUAUUUUGCAACUCUUUAUUCUUGUGCUCCACAAAUGAGUUGCAGGAUGCUUUGCUCUGAUGUGAUUCCAUUACCUCAUAUUUACAGAGCGCGAAUCAAAGAUGUUGAAGUGUUCUGCCCUCUGGACCCACCUCCUCCUUACGAAGCUGUGCAGAGCCAGAACAGCUCUGAGCAGGAAGGUGCACUACAAAUAAGUGUCGUGGAACUUGUUGAUUCGGGGGAAGUGAGUGACAGGCAGGCCUCUCAAGGUGAAGAAAUUCCUGUGUCUUCCAGCAGAGUGAGCCUUUCACCUUCAAAUGCAAGCCUGGUGCCUGCAGAAGGAGCACGCAGGAGAGCCUUCAAUCCCUUGUGGAAACAGUCUAAAAGUGACCCUGUGCUGCACUGCUGGUUGCUUCAAGGGGCAGUGCUCAGCUGUGAAGCUGCAAAGCAGGCUGAAGUAAAACCACAACUCUGCACUGUGACCUUCCGGAAGAGUUUGAGAGCAAGAGCUUUGAGGGGAAGACCCCAAUCUUUGAUAGACUACAAGUCUUACACAGACACUAAACGGCUUGUGGCGUGGAUCCUAGAGCAGCCCUCCUGCAACAUGAGCCCUGACAUACAUGAAUUGGUGGAAAAUAUCAAGUCUGUUUUAAAAUCAGAUGAGAAACAUAUGGCAGAAGCUAUCACCAGUGCCACCUUCCUUGAGCAGGUGACAGCAUCUGCCCAGCAAGCCAUGUCAUCGAGUGCCCACAUGUUACCUUUAAGAUGGCAUUCUGGAUUGCUGCAUCUGGAGAGCUGUGGUGACCUGAGUACUUUUACCACAGAUGAAGAUCAGCUAGCAGAGAGGAAGAUCCAGAGAGCAGAGCAUGAACGGCCUCACAGUCUUAUUGGUGUUGUCAGGGAAACUGUACUUUGAGCUGGUUUCUGUUUAUUCCUCAUUAGAGCACUUCUGUUAGACAUACAUGCUGCACAGGAAAAUCAUCUCUGACAAGCGGGUGGAAGAGUGUGUUGAUAAUGCAUUUUUUUUUUUAUACCCUCAGGCUCCUAAGGGGAAGCUUGUUCUACAAAGCCUAUUAAGGAGAUUGCAAGCUGACCUUUAUUGGGCUCUCAGGUGCAACUAGUCCAUUUGUGAUAUGGUACUGUCCUGUUACAUCUCUCUUGUCUGUCACCACUUAGGAUGGAUUUGCUUUUUUUACUCAGCUUACAAGAGUGAUGGCAGAAUGGCUCUAUGCCUUGGUUUACCGGGGUGAGGCAAGGACAGUGAAUGUAUGUGUGCACUUUGUAUCUCAUUGGAGAACACGGCCAGUGUCAAUGCCUGUGUUCAUCUGGUGUGUGUUACUGUAGCUCCACUGAUAUUUUAAAAAAAAAC